Messenger RNA from Mollisia scopiformis, 1134 nucleotides. RefSeq names its product Aldo/keto reductase. Lineage: Eukaryota; Fungi; Ascomycota; Leotiomycetes; Helotiales; Mollisiaceae. The coding region runs from base 1 to 1134 and encodes 377 amino acids. The transcript has 4 exons. The record is from RefSeq and is a predicted model, not a curated record.
AUGCCGUUCCCACCAGUGCCCCCGCAACCAAAGUCCGCUCUGGGUCAUUAUAGAAUGCUGGCACCAACAGCUUCGGUUCGUGUCAGUCCAUUAUGCUUAGGAGCAAUGAAUUUUGGCGACAAAUGGACCGAAUUCAUGGGCGAAUGUGACAAGAAGACAACUUUCGAGAUCCUCGAUUACUUCUACGAACAGGGUGGCAACUACUUGGAUACUGCCAACAACUACCAGGACGAGCAAUCCGAACAAUGGGUCGGAGAGUGGAUGAAAGAACGUGGAAACAGGGACCAAAUGGUUAUCGCUACCAAGUUCACAACAGCUUACCGAACUGCCCACAGCUCAAAGGAGAUCAUUAUCAAUACGACUGGCAAUGGGACCAAAUCUCUUCAUCAUUCGCUCGAGAGCAGUCUGAAAAAAUUGCAGACGAGUUACAUAGACCUGCUUUACGUGCAUUGGUGGGAUUUCACAUGCAGUAUUCCCGAGCUCAUGCAGUCUCUCAACACUAUGGUUCAACAAGGCAAAGUCCUAUAUCUCGGCAUCUCUGACACACCUGCAUACAUCGUCUCUAAAGCUAAUGAAUACGCCCGUCAGAACGGCCUGAGACAAUUUUCUGUGUAUCAGGGUCGAUGGAGCGCUGAGAAUCGAGACUUCGAGCGCGAGAUCAUCCACAUGGCAAAGGAGGAAGGCAUGGGAUUGUGCCCAUGGGGCGCACUCGGGGGAGGAAACUUCAAAACUGAUGAGCAACGAAGGAGCCAAGAAGGGCGAAAGAUGGGCGAAGCUUCUGAGGCAGCAAUUCAAAUCAGCAAAGUGCUUGAGAAGAUUGCCACUGCGAAGAAGACCCAACUCACCAGUGUGGCCCUCGCUUAUGUCAUGAAGAAGACACCUUAUGUCUUCCCUAUUGUCGGAGGCAGAAAGAUUGAGCACCUGAAGGGAAACAUUGAGGGAUUGAAGGUUGACUUGAGUGACGCGGAUAUGGAGGCGAUCGAGGGAGCGUAUCCUUUUGACAUCGGUUUCCCGAUGAACUUCCUUGGCGGUCCGAAGGGAGUGCAUAGUCCUAAUGAUAUCUGGCUUAUGGCAAUGGCUGGAUCUCAACAGCACGUUGCCUGGCAGCAGCCCAUCGGCCCAGCUAAGAAUUAG